UUAUUAGAAAUUUGCUUCAACAGAUAUUUUAAGCUUGAUAAUAGAUUUGCUAGUUGUAAUACUUGUGCUAAAGUUUCUGAAGUUGGUAUAUUUGUCAAUUGCAAUAUUGGUGCUGGUGCUUCUAAACUUGGAAAUAUAAACACUGAAAUUACUAGGCUUGGUGCAUUUGUUGAUUAUAAUAUUGAUGCUGGUAUUUCUGAACCUGAUGGGUUUGUUAGUUGCAAUGUUGAUACUAGAAUUACAGAGCUUGAUAAUACCAAUUGCAAUGUUAGUAUUUUAGUUUUUUGA
Messenger RNA from Dentiscutata heterogama, 288 nucleotides. The record is from the annotation of a GenBank genome assembly. NCBI's taxonomy places the organism in Eukaryota, Fungi, Glomeromycota, Glomeromycetes, Diversisporales, Gigasporaceae.